AUGGGCAGGCAGCUUACUUUCGGAGUAUUAUUUAAUGGAUGCAAGAAGGAUAAGAAAAAAGCGGGCGCGUUGGAGAAAGAAAUAACGGGCGUGUUGAAGAAAUUUGAUGGCGUGCAUCUGAGAGAGUUUGAUUUCGGCCAAGGCAAGUUGGUGGUGGAAGUGGCGGACAAUACUAGUGAUUCAAACCUACUCACUAUUAUUAAGGCGCUUCAAAAGAUUAAGAAAGUGCAUAGCGUGGACCUCAUGAAAGAUGAAGGGGCUUCAGAAAAAAGCCAACCCCAACAACAGCAACUCAACAAGAACAUGGAAGCUGGUGGUGGCAAACCCAAAAAAGCUGUCACGUUCAUAUUGCCUGAGGAGGAGGAGGAGGAAGAAUCUGAUGCUGAUGCUGAUGAUGAUGAUGAUGAUGAUGAUGAGAUGCCCAAGGUUUGCAUGGGAGAGAUUGAUAAAAAAGGUAAAGAAAAAAUUGGAUGGACACAAGGGAGAGGCAAUGUUGGAGAUAUGCAUCAAACGGCCAAUAUGGGCCAUAUGGUUCAGAAGGCCAUGAUGAGUCAGAUGGGCCAGAUGAGACAUGUGCGUCAGAUGGAUCAGAUGGGCCUUAUGGGCCGGGUGGGUCAUUUGGGCCAGAUGGGGCAAAUAGGUGGUUGUUAUACGGGGCCCGUGGGCAGCUAUCCAGUGGGUCCAGCAGCACAAGGGAUGAUGGGGUAUGGGUAUGGGUAUGGAUAUGGGUAUGACAAUUAUUAUAACCAUAAUCAAGGGCAACACAUGAACAUGAUGCCGGCGAUGGGGAUGGAUGAAGGGAGAGCAAACUGGAAUGAUAAUGAUAUGAACAACAACACGCCAAUGCCAUCACAGCAAGAGCAAGCAAUGGAUCCUUAUACUUACUUUAGUGAAGAAAAUGCUAAUGGCUGCGCUAUCAUGUAA
Molecule: messenger RNA, 924 nt
Organism: Prunus armeniaca (apricot)
Lineage: Eukaryota; Viridiplantae; Streptophyta; Magnoliopsida; Rosales; Rosaceae
Source: the annotation of a GenBank genome assembly